This is a messenger RNA of Boleophthalmus pectinirostris (great blue-spotted mudskipper), 5217 nucleotides long. RefSeq names its product histone-lysine N-methyltransferase SUV39H1. The transcript has 6 exons. Gene Ontology annotation, molecular function: histone H3K9 methyltransferase activity; protein binding; zinc ion binding. The coding region runs from base 29 to 1264 and encodes 411 amino acids. The record is from RefSeq and is a predicted model, not a curated record. Gene Ontology annotation, cellular component: nucleus. Lineage: Eukaryota; Metazoa; Chordata; Actinopteri; Gobiiformes; Gobiidae.
UGUACCGUUUUGGCGGCUUGUGGGAAACAUGGCGGAAUAUUUGAAAGAGUGCCAUGUGCCCUGUAAGAUGUCCUGGGAGGAGACGGAGACGCUGUGCCGCCUGGAGGAGCUGUACUGUAAAGACCUGGGGGUGAACCGGACCAAUGUGCACGAGUAUGAAGUGGAGUUCAUCUGCGACUACAAGAGGACCAAGGAGGAGGAGUUCUACCUGGUGAAGUGGCGAGGGUUUGCGGAGGCGGAGAACACGUGGGAGCCAAAGUCCAACCUCAAGUGUCGAAAACUGAUGAAGCAGUUCCACGUGGACCUGGAGAAGGAGCUGCGCCGCCACAAGAGGCGCUGUGUGCCGCGCAGACUGGACAAAGAGAUCUCCUCGCUCCUCGCCAAAAAGGCCAAACUCCGGCAGAGACUGGAGCGCUGGCAAGCCCACCUCAACCACACCAGCAACCACCCCGGCCGCAUCUACGUGGUCAACGACGUGGACCUCGAGGGACCGCCCAGAAACUUCACCUACAUCAACAACUACAAGCCCGGCCCGGGCAUCGUGCUGGAUGAGAUGGCCGUGGGCUGUGAGUGCACUAACUGUAUAGAGGACCCGGUGGACGGGUGCUGCCCUGGCGCCUCUUUGCACCGAAUCGCCUACAACGAGAAGCAGAGGCUGCGCGUGCGCGCCGGGGAGCCCAUCUACGAGUGUAACUCCCGCUGCAGGUGCGGCCCCGACUGCCCCAACAGGGUGGUCCAGAGGGGCAUCCAGUUUGACCUGUGCAUCUUCAGGACGGAGAACGGGCGCGGCUGGGGCGUCCGCACGCUCCAACACAUCAACAAAAACACCUUCGUCAUGGAGUACAUCGGAGAGAUCAUCACCAACGAGGAGGCGGAGAAGCGCGGCCGUGAGUACGACAGUCAGGGCUCCACCUACCUGUUUGACCUCGACUACGUGGAGGACGUGUACACGGUGGACGCCGCGCACUACGGAAACAUCUCCCACUUUGUCAACCACAGUUGCACUCCAAACCUGCAGGUGUUUAACGUCUUCAUAGACAACAUCGACGAGCGGCUGCCCAGGAUCGCCCUGUUCUCCACACGAUCCAUCUGCGCCGGGGAGGAGCUCACCUUCGACUACAAGAUGCAGAUUGACCCGGUGGACCUGGACAGCAGCAGGUUGGACUCGAGUAUCACGUUGACGGACCUGCCCCGCUCCCCAAAGAAGCGUCUCAGAGUGGAGUGCCGCUGCGGCUCUGACUCGUGCCGGAAGUACCUCUUCUGAAGUGGCCUUUCCUCCAGACUGUUAUGAAUUUUUGUGUGUGUGUUUUUACGUGUUCAGAGAUAGUUUUAUAUGAACUACGGGAGUCUGUAACACCGCAGCAUUGUUCCGUGUGGCUCAGACCGGGGCUGGGUACGGCUCACAGGGUUUCCGCACCGGUACCGUCACGCACGCGCUGGUUCUGUUCCUGUUUGUUCCAAAAGUCCCGCACCAUCGGACAGAACAGUGAGCGCGGUGCCCGGCCCUGAACCACUGCUCCCUGCUUUUUUAAAGGCAAAGAGACUGAGCCAAACAUGGAGCUCACAACUGUCAAGGAGACAUGUGCUGCCCAACGGACUUUUCCAUCUUAUCACUGUGUUACUUUUAUCCAGCAGCUGUGCCAGAGCAUCUGUUUCCUCCAGUACAAAAGCCCCAGACACACUCCAGCUGUAAGUUCUGCACAUCAGAUCUGCUCCAGGGGACGACAAGCGAAAAACACAAGACUCACACUGUAGUAAAGUGACAUGAAAAGCAGGGAUGUAACAAUAACCAAAAUAUCACGAUAUCGUAUCGUCACAGUUCUCACAAUAAUGUCGUGGAUCAUCACAAUAUAUCGAAUUACAAGUCUCUUUGUUUAAAUUGCCGUAUUGUCCGGGCUAUUAGGCGCUCUGGAUUAUAAGGCGCACUGUCAUUAAAUCGUCUGUUUUCAAACUUUUUUCACAAAUAAACCGCACCGAACAAUAGGCGAGUUUCAGCUGACGUCACUGUUAUUAAAAGCCCGCGUUGCUGCUGGGAAAUAUUUUGAUCGGAGGCAAGAAACACGGUAGCGUCAAACACAGUGCGUAACCUCGCGUAUUUCUCCCCGAUAAUGGUAAAUUCCUGCUGCAUUAUCGGACGCACACAUAGAAGCAUGGAAGAAGGAAAAUGUCUUUUUCGUAUUCCGAGUGAAAAGAACCACUGACGGUGAAUUAAACGGUUUUCAAACAUCCGCAGAGCAAACGUAGAAGAUCCUAACAAACCGUGGACUCCAACAAGUUCAACAACACAUCGAGACUCUUGGAGGUUUUCAUCUUUUCUGCUGUGAAUGGCCCAGGAGUUUCCACCAAGUCAUUGUGGAUAUCACCAAAGUGAAUAUUUGUGCAGGUAGUUGGAGAUUCUGACCAGAAAUUUGGUUUGUUCCACCUUUUGUCGGGGUUGAAAAGGGUGAUUUGUCGUCCGUCGAUGUUUAUGACCAAUUUCUGGUCAAAUGGUCUUGGGUCCUCUGCCGUUAGAGUGGAUAAAUAACCGGGAUCAAUACCCUUUACGUGCUUUCUCGCUCCGUCCGUCAUGUUGAAUUAGUGUUUCUUGCCGCCGACCAAAAUAAUUCCCAGCAUGCAACGCGCGCUUUUGUCAACAAUGUAAACUCGCCUAUUGGAUGGGUCAGUGGGACUUUGUUUGGCGCGUUCACGGUGACUCUGGGCUUUGUUCAGUUGUGGCGUGUAGGGAGUAGGGACGGGCAUUCGAUUCAAUUUUCUUAAUCGAUCGUCAGGAUGUUUUUAUAUUAAAAUGAUCAUCAUUAUUAUUACUAUCUGCACUACUAAUCUGCAUAAAUAAAUUCAACUUUACGACAUAUAAACAUAACCACUCUAGAGCCACAUCAGCCCGUUUGACAUUAUAAUGUGUUUAAUUCAGAUUUGUGCAAGUUUCACAGAAACAAAACUUAAAACCACAUGGCUAAGUAACUAAGCAAAUUAAAAAACAGCUCUUGUGCGCUGAUGCGGUUCAGCUUCUGUCAAAAUAAAGGACACGACUCAGUGAAAUACAGGUUAGUGUGACCAGAUUUGUGUUUGUCAAAACCAGGACAGCGUACGGGGGGAGGGGGGCGGGGCCUCGUCAUCGACAUUGAGCGACUCUCACCUGGCAAAGCUUUUUAAUGUUUUUCUGUGUCCUGGUGAACUUUUUCCCACUGGACACUGAAACAUAUGUGCUGCUUUGUACACUGUGCACAUGGACUCACACUUGUCUCGACCGGAAUGGAAAGCGGGGAAUUUCUUUUACAAGUCAUCGUUAAAUCCGCAUUUGCGCUUCAGCACGUUGCAGACUGACCGACUGUUUGUGUCUCGCUCCUUCUGAGUUCAGAGAGACACAUGUACGGACCCCCGUUUGUCCCCGGACACGGAUGUUUGGUCACCCUACACUACGCACAGCAACCUACAUUCGGUUUGUCGAUUAAAAAUGAACAUAAUCAAUGAAAUUCUUAAUGAUCAAUUACCAAUUAAUCGACUAAUCAUGCCCAUCCCUAGCGUGGAGUGAUGAGUGUGUCUGUGGGUGUUUUUCUCUGUGCGGUCGCUGUCUGCUCCGUGUGUGUUUGUGUGUUCUGUGGGUGGUGCGGCUUUGUAGUUUACUGAAGUCGUGCUGGGACACCCAAGUGGAUUCAUGUAUGGGGGGCUCUGGAUUGUGGCGCGCAAUCAUUUUUUGAUAGGGUUAGAGGCUUAAGAGUGCGUCUAAUAGCCCGGAAAAUACAGUAAAAGUUAUGGUGCAGCAAUAGAUAAAAAAGACAGGGAACUACAUAGACCACAGGUGUCAAACAUAAGGCCCGGGGGCCAGAUCCGGCCCUCCAAGACCUUUAAUCUGGCCCUCGGCUGAUGUUCUACUAAAAUAUUUUAAUUAUAUUUUCUAUUAAAAUCUUGUUAAUUUUCUGUGGUGUUUAUCACAGCAGCGUCUCCAGCGUCUCUGUACGUGGCCCCUCCCACCAGAGCAGCACAAAUGAAGACUUGUCUCUUUCCAAACGCUCUUAAAGGACGAUCGUUUUGACUGUUGACCGUGACACCCUCAUCAGAAAAAUGUCCAACAUGAGAAAAGUGGAGCCGAGUGCAGGAUUUUACAAGAAAAAUGGAUUUAUUCCUAUUUACAUACAAGUUCAUGUUAAAACAUUGUGUUAAAAAUACAUUGUUCUUAAAGUUUCAAAAUAAAAAUAAAUAAGAGUUCAUCAAUUAAAAAACAUUUCUAUAAUAGAUUUGUGUUUCUCUGCACAAAUAUUUGAACUUAUUGUUAUUUUUGGGGUUUAUAUGACAUGAGUUUUCUGAUCCGGCCCCUUGGGGAUCAAAGUCGAUUGGAUACGGCCCCCGGACCAAAAUGAGUUUGACACCCGUGACAUAGACCAUGAUCCUUUGCUCCAUUUCAGUGCAGACUACAAGAAGAAAUAACAGUUUUAACUCUUUAAAGUCUUAGUUCUUUGGAUUAAGUCUUGUCAAAAAGUCGCAUAUUCACAGUUUUGUUCAGAGCCUCCACAAAAUAUCGCAAUAAAUAUCUUACCGUGGGAUGCAUAUCGUGAAAAUACCACAGUGAGAGAUUUGGAUAUUGUUACAUCCCUAAUCGUGAGCCUCCCCACCAUAUCGUGAGCUUAAAUAUCGUACCGUGACGAUAUCGUAUUGUCAGACUUGGAUAUCGUUACAGGAAAAGUGUUUAAGUUAUUGCCCCUCAGGUUCUGUUAGUGUAAUUUUAUCAUUUACUCGGUGUAAAAUGUGCUUACUCUGGUUUGCUGCUUUCUGUCGGGGUUUGUUCAAUGAUCGUGUUUGGAAAAGAAGUGAAUUUAUUAGAUUGUUUAUGUUGUGUAAAACAUCGGCGUGAGGCACAAGGGCUCCCUCUGCUGGUGCACAGGAGAAUAGUAGUUGCUAAUAUUAAAGUUGCUUAGAUGUGCUCAAAUAAUCAAAUCUUUUCAUAUUUUUGUAAAGGGAUACAAGCUGCGAAAGAGAGUUUAGCAGAAUAUCGCUCCAUAAGUGUCAUUAAUCUCAUGAACUGAACUGAAGUGAAGACAGACCUUCCUCUGUGUGUCAAACAUAAAUACAGUGAAUGAUUUGUACAUGUCUAUUUACAAGAGAAUCACCGGACGGCUGGUUUCAAUAUAUUUGAUUUAUUCUUGAAAUGUUAUUUUUUAAAUAUAUUUAUACCAGUCCAAUAAUCCUGGAUUAUUGAGUAAAUAAACUGAGUAAAAAGGA